This is a messenger RNA of Truncatella angustata, 864 nucleotides long. RefSeq lists its product as uncharacterized. The coding region runs from base 1 to 864 and encodes 287 amino acids. The transcript has a single exon. NCBI's taxonomy places the organism in Eukaryota, Fungi, Ascomycota, Sordariomycetes, Amphisphaeriales, Sporocadaceae. The record is from RefSeq and is a predicted model, not a curated record.
AUGACUUCAACGCAAGAUACGAACGCAUUUCUAGAGUUCACCAAGCUUAGCAAUCAAGUAUACCUUCGCCCUGCAACCCGUAGCGAUGUGUUGUCGUCAAGCCCGACGGAUCCGACCGCUAUCCUCAUCUAUGCAUGGGGCGACUCUCUUCCAAGGCACCUGAACAAGUACAUCCUAGGCUAUCUGCUCUUAUACCCCAAUGCCAAAAUUAUCCUCAUCCUCGGCCCCAUGGUGAAGCUCUUCUACCAAUCCUUAGAGCAACGUUCACAUAACAUGGAGACCGUGGUCAAUGCCCUCACCGGCGCUGGCGAGCGCGUACUCGUCCAUGGCAUGUCCAACACAGGAGGUGUCAACUACGCGGCAACCCUCCAUGCAUAUCGAAGAAUGAACCCCGGCAAGACGUUUCCACAUGUCUUGUCAGUCUUCGACUCGACACCCGGUAGCACCUCGGUCCGAACAAACAUCGGUCCCUGGUCCCGCGCCAUGGCGAUCGGCGCCGCGUCGUGGUUUCCCGGUCCAAUGAUUAUUCCGCAAUUCUUUGCAAUGAUAUUCCUUCUUGGACUGCACGGCAUGCUGUAUCUGAGAGGGAUACAGAGUCCAGCUGUGUUUAGCACGAAGGCGGUCAACGACCCAGACUUUGAAGGUCUAAAGGCACGAAGGAUCUAUUUGUAUGGCACCCACGACGAGAUCAUCCAGUGGCAGGCACUAGAGGAGCAUGCUGCUCAAGCAAAGCAGAGAGGAUAUCAGACGGACCUCGAGAGGUUUGAGGGAACAGGCCAUGUUGGCCACAUGAGAGGAGAGCCGGAGAGGUAUUGGCGUGCGAUUAGAGAGGCUUGGGCGAAAGCUAUCGAUGAUUGGCCCUAG